AUCCAAGUUUGGCAUUCUAACAGAAACCCACAGUUAAUCCUCAACUACUAUCUCGAUACAAUCGCAGAACUUGGCCAUAUGCCGCUGAUCACUCAAUCCGAUUUAGGGACCAAAAAUUAUGGCAUUGCAAACGCACAGACGUUUCUUCGCCAGCGCUAUGACCCAACCCUGCAAGGAACUCUGCAACAUCGUUGGAUGCGCACGAAGAAAAACGUAAUGCCGGAAAUCACUUGGUCACAACUCCGGUGCAGGUUCACACCUGGCUUCGAGAAUUUGCUGGACGAAGGUGUCAUUGAAGGUUGGUACGACUCAGCGGAUACUCUCCAA
Suillus discolor is the source of this 327-nucleotide messenger RNA. RefSeq lists its product as uncharacterized. The transcript has 2 exons. Lineage: Eukaryota; Fungi; Basidiomycota; Agaricomycetes; Boletales; Suillaceae. The annotation marks the transcript as partial. The record is from RefSeq and is a predicted model, not a curated record.